UUGAAACCCGGAGAAAUGGAUACAGUCGCAGGCAGCAAGAGUUAUAUUUCCUCCCCGUUGUAAUAGAAGACAGCAGUUACCCCAUCCAGAGCAGCACGAACACAAUGACUAUUCGAGUUUGUAGAUGUGACUCUGACGGCACCAUCCUGUCUUGUAACGUGGAAGCAAUUUUCCUACCUGUUGGACUGAGCACUGGAGCUUUGAUUGCAAUCCUACUGUGCAUCGUUAUACUCUUAGCCAUAGUCGUGCUGUAUGUAGCACUGCGGAGGCAGAAGAAGAAAGACACCCUGAUGACCUCUAAGGAAGACAUCAGAGACAAUGUCAUUCAUUAUGACGAUGAAGGAGGUGGCGAGGAGGACACCCAGGCUUUCGACAUCGGCGCUCUGAGAAAUCCCAAAGUGAUCGAAGAGAACAAAAUCCGCAGGGAUAUAAAACCAGAGUCUCUGUGUUUACCUCGUCAAAGACCACCAGUGGAAGAUAACACAGACAUCAGGGACUUCAUUCAUCAAAGGCUACAAGAAAAUGACAUGGAUCCAACCGCCCCACCGUACGACUCGCUGGCCACCUACGCCUACGAAGGAAAUGGGUCUGUGGCAGAGUCCCUCAGCUCUAUAGACUCUCUCACCACAGAGGCCGACCAGGACUACGACUAUCUCACAGACUGGGGACCCCGCUUUAAAGUCUUGGCCGACAUGUUUGGCGAAGAAGAGAGUUAUAACCCUGAUAAAGUCACUUAGGAGAGACGUGAAGGCUAAAGUACAACUGAAAGGAGAAAUUUUUUAAAAAGGGAAAAAAAAGAAAAAAACACCAAUAGAAAUCACAUGCACACACGCGCACACACACACACACACACACAGACCCCGACCCGGGCUUUAUUGGACAAGAUUCCUUUGAUUAUCUGGUUUCUAGCAAGUUGCUAUAUAUUUAUCAUAUUGUCAGUUUUGGUUUAUUCUGCCGACACAAGAUAAAUCCUAUAAUAUGUACUUUCUUUGUUUUGUUUUGUUAUUUCAGGAACACACUGAGACAAGCUCAGGCCUAUUAUAUAUAAUUUACUGACAUGACAACUAGAACGAAGAUAGCUAUGUGGCAUCACGGUGGAAGAGUGUUAGAUUUUUCUUAAUUCCACUAAAGUGCCUAUUGAAACUCUUAUCAUUUAAAGGGUAUACAGUGCACUCUGCUGUGAUGGCAUUGCAGGAUUCAGAGAUAAAGAAGACAUAAAACAAAGACACCGUCUUUAUGUCAAGGAGCAAUAGCAACAUGCUGACUCUUCUCGUUCCUUCCGAGAGAAAAAUACUUUCUGAACUCCAUCUUCUUAUAGAUCAAAGCAUUCUUUUUCUUUUUUUAAACUGUAUGCCGAAGCAUAAUUUGUUUUUAUU
Tupaia belangeri chinensis (Chinese tree shrew) is the source of this 1376-nucleotide messenger RNA. RefSeq names its product cadherin-12. NCBI's taxonomy places the organism in Eukaryota, Metazoa, Chordata, Mammalia, Scandentia, Tupaiidae. Bases 105 to 737 code for a protein of 210 amino acids. Gene Ontology annotation, molecular function: beta-catenin binding; cadherin binding; calcium ion binding. Gene Ontology annotation, biological process: cell migration; cell-cell adhesion mediated by cadherin; adherens junction organization. The record is from RefSeq and is a predicted model, not a curated record. Gene Ontology annotation, cellular component: catenin complex; adherens junction. The transcript has 2 exons.